AUGGCCACCUACGCUCUGUCGCCGGCCCACCGGGACCAAAUGGAGAAGACUCUCAUCGAGACUGAUCCUGAGAUCGCUCAGAUCAUGGAGAAAGAGAUCCAGCGUCAGCGUGAAUCCAUCGUCCUGAUCGCCUCGGAGAACUUCACCUCCCACGCUGUUUUCAACGCCCUGGGCUCUCCCAUGUCCAACAAGUACUCCGAGGGCUACCCCGGUGCUCGUUACUAUGGUGGCAACCAGCACAUCGAUGCCAUUGAGCUCACCUGCCAGGCUCGUGCCCUGAAGGCGUUCAACCUCGACUCCGAGAAGUGGGGCGUCAACGUCCAGUGCCUGAGUGGCAGCCCUGCCAACCUGCAGGUCUACCAGGCCCUUAUGCGCCCUCACGACCGCCUGAUGGGUCUCGACCUCCCCCACGGUGGCCACUUGAGUCACGGCUACCAGACUCCCUCCCGCAAGAUCUCCGCUGUCUCUACCUACUUUGAGACUUUCCCCUACCGUGUCAACCUUGAGACCGGUAUCAUCGACUACGACCAGCUGGAGGCCAACGCUGAGCUCUACCGCCCCAAGAUCCUGGUCGCCGGUACCUCCGCUUACUGCCGUCUGAUUGACUACGAGCGUAUGCGCAAGAUCGCCGACAAGGUUGGCGCUUACCUCGUCGUCGACAUGGCUCACAUCUCUGGUCUGAUUGCCGCCGGCGUUAUCCCCUCUCCCUUCGAGUACGCCGACGUUGUGACCACUACCACUCACAAGUCCCUCCGUGGCCCCCGUGGUGCCAUGAUCUUCUUCCGCAAGGGUGUCCGCAGCACCAACCCCAAGACUGGCCAGGACGUCCUGUAUGACCUUGAGGGCCCCAUCAACUUCUCCGUCUUCCCUGGCCACCAGGGUGGUCCCCACAACCACACCAUCACCGCUCUUGCUGUUGCCCUCAAGCAGGUCGACACCCCUGAGUUCAAGCAGUACCAGGAGCAGGUCAUCAAGAACGCCAAGGCCCUGGAGGUUGAGUUCAAGCAGCUCGGCCAUAAGCUCGUCUCGGACGGUACCGACAGCCACAUGGUCCUCGUUGACCUCCGUAACAAGAGCCUGGACGGUGCUCGUGUUGAGGCUGUUCUCGAGCAGAUCAACAUUGCCUGCAACAAGAACUCCAUCCCCGGUGACAAGUCCGCUCUCACCCCCUGCGGUAUCCGUAUCGGUGCCCCUGCCAUGACCACCCGUGGAAUGGGUGAGGAUGACUUCAAGCGCAUCGCUCGCUACAUCGACCAGACCAUUGUCAUCUGCAAGCAGGUCCAGGGUGAGCUGCCCAAGGAGGCCAACAAGCUCAAGGACUUCAAGGCCAAGGUUGCCUCCGAGACCGUUCCCGAGAUCCUGGCUCUCCGCAAGGAGGUUGCCGAGUGGGCCAGCACCUUCCCUCUGCCCGUUUAA
Aspergillus melleus is the source of this 1416-nucleotide messenger RNA. It is a transcript of the gene SHM2, whose product is annotated as glycine hydroxymethyltransferase SHM2. The record is from RefSeq and is a predicted model, not a curated record. Gene Ontology annotation, biological process: L-serine catabolic process; folic acid metabolic process; tetrahydrofolate interconversion. Gene Ontology annotation, cellular component: cytoplasm. Bases 1 to 1416 code for a protein of 471 amino acids. The transcript has 4 exons. Lineage: Eukaryota; Fungi; Ascomycota; Eurotiomycetes; Eurotiales; Aspergillaceae. Gene Ontology annotation, molecular function: serine binding; cobalt ion binding; glycine hydroxymethyltransferase activity.